Molecule: messenger RNA, 4020 nt
Organism: Cottoperca gobio
Lineage: Eukaryota; Metazoa; Chordata; Actinopteri; Perciformes; Bovichtidae
Product: putative hexokinase HKDC1
Exons: 21
Coding region: 593-3421 (942 amino acids)
Biological process (GO): intracellular glucose homeostasis; glucose metabolic process; glucose 6-phosphate metabolic process
Cellular component (GO): mitochondrion; cytosol
Molecular function (GO): fructokinase activity; glucokinase activity; D-glucose binding
Source: RefSeq, a predicted model, not a curated record
ACACGAGAAUGUAAAAUAAUGUUUUGUGAGUUUGUGCAAUGUUUGGCUGCACAGCAGGAGUUCAAGGAGUUGAGCUGCUGCUUGUUAUUCCUUCAAGUGCUUGUGUACAUCCUUAAAAUUCCAAAAAUAUACAGUUUAUGGUGUUAGUGGUAUCGUUAAGUUAAUGGAUAACGUUAAAAAAACAAAACAUAGUUAUGGGUCUGAGUUAAAAUGAAUCUUACUCAUUUCCAUGACCUUUGCUGAGUCCUUGCUAAUAUUUUGGUGUUUCGAGUUCUCUGCAGAAGAAGACAGGACUGGCGGUAAAACGGAGAGAUUGGAGGACAUAAUGUGAUCAUGGGGUUUGGCUUGUUGUUAAUCAUUGAUUCAAAGUGGAGGUUGGUCUCUGCUCAGUGGACUGAAGUCAGUGAGAACAAAACAAGACUGCCAGGAGGGAGAAGCAACAGACUGUAUUUUACUUUGUGCACACACUGAACGUGAUUUCCUUCAUCAUUUCAUUGGAGUGUGUGCAGGUGCAUUGUGCACUGACAGAGAAACACAGACUCAAUAACGAACCAAGGUGGUGUGUGUGUGUGUGUGUGUGUGGCACAUCAAGAUGUUUGUGGUUCACCUUGUUUGCUCCUUCUUCUCUAAACUCCAGGAGGACCCCACAAAGAAGGUGGACAGGUUUCUCUAUGCCAUGCGUCUCCACGACGACCAGUUAAGUGACAUCUCGGCUUGUUUCCAGGCAGAAAUGAAGAAGGGGCUUUCAGCGGAAAGCAACGCCGCAGCAGCGGUGAAGAUGCUGCCAACACACGUGCGCUCCACUCCUGAUGGAUCAGAGAACGGACAGUUUCUGGCGUUGGAUCUUGGAGGCUCCAGGUUUAAGGUGCUCCAAGUUAAAGUGAGAGAGGGCACUGGGAUUAGGAAGGGAGGAGUGGAGAUGGAGGAGAACACCUACCCCAUACCUGAGGAGCUACUCACUGGGAGAGGAACAGAGCUAUUCGACCAUGUGUCAGAGUCUCUGAAGGACUUCCUGCAUGAGAAGAACAUCAGUUUGGAGAAGAAACAUCCUCUGGCCUUCACUUUCUCUUUCCCCUGUGAACAGUCCGCCUUGAAUCAGGGAUUAUUGUUAAACUGGAGUAAAAACUGCCGGGCUCGAGGCCUUCAGGGUAAAGAUGUGGUCCAGGCCCUCAGAGGGGCUAUUGACAGAACGGGGGGUAUGGAUGUAGAGGUGUUAGCCAUGGUUAACGACACCGUAGCAACCAUGAUGACCUGCGGCUUUGAUGACCAGCACUGUGAAGUAGGACUCAUCGUUGGUACGGGCACCAAUGCGUGCUACAUGGAGGAGCUGCGUCACGUUGACCUGGUGGAGGGAGACGAGGGCAGGAUGUGUGUGAACACUGAGUGGGGAGCCUUCGGAGACGACGGGGCUCUGAAUGAUUAUAUCACUGAGUUUGACAGGGAUGUGGACGCAGCCUCCAACAACCCUGGAAAACAAAUCCUAGAGAAGAUGGUCAGUGGGCUGUAUCUGGGCGAGUUAGUGCGGCUGGUUGUUUUAAAGAUGGCAAAACUCGGACUACUUUUUGAUGGACAUGUGUCUGAUGCCCUGAGGACGAAAGGGAAGAUAACCACUGCACAUGUAGCAGCCAUGGAGGAAUACAAAGAUGGUCUGAAGAACACCAGAAACAUUCUCGUGGAUCUUGAUUUGACCCCUACAUCUGACGACUGUGUGGCUGUCCAACAUGUCAGCACCAUAGUGUCCUUCCGGUCCUCAAAUCUGGUGGCUGCAGGACUGGCUGCCAUCUUGACUCGAAUUAAGCAAAACCGGAAUUUGAGGACGUUAAGGAUCACUGUAGGAGUGGACGGGACUGUGUACAAGACGCAUCCACGAUAUCCUAAUCGUCUCCAUGAAGUAGUGCGGCGGCUGCUUCCUGAGUGCGAUGUCAGGUUUGUCCUCUCAGACAGCGGCAGCAGCAAAGGAGCUGCUCUGGUAACAGCAGUCGCCCAACGACUGGCAUCACGAAGGCGAAAGGUGGAUGAGACGCUGUCGCCCUUCAGACUGAGCCAAGAGCAGCUGCAGUUGGUGAAGACGAGGAUGAGGGCGGGGCUGGAAGCAGGGCUGAAGAGCAAAGGCCCUUCUGCUAUCAAGAUGCUGCCUUCUUUUGUGUACAGUACACCUGAUGGCACGGAGCACGGAAAGUACCUCGCCUUGGGUCUGGGAGGAACAAACUUCAGAGCGCUGCUGGUGAACUUUAAAAAAGGUCUGCAACAGAACUCACAACUUCACCACAAGAUCUACACCAUACCGCUGGAGAUAAAGCAGGGAAGUGGAGAAGAGUUGUUUGAUCAUAUAGCACAGUGUGUAAGUGACUUCCUGGACUACAUGGGGAUGAAGAACGCUCGUCUUCCUGCAGGCUUCACCUUCUCUUUCCCCUGCGAGCAGACAGCUAUUGACAGAGGCACAUUGGUGAACUGGACCAAAGGCUUCAAGGCCACAGACUGUGAAGGACAUGAUGUAGUCAGCAUGCUGAGGGAAGCCAUCAAGAGACGCAACGAUUUUGACGUGGACAUAGUAGCGGUCGUGAAUGACACAGUGGGGACGAUGAUGAGCUGUGCGUAUGAAGACCCGCAGUGUGAAAUCGGACUGAUUGCUGGAACGGGCACUAAUGUUUGUUACAUGGAGGAGCUGAAGAACAUUGAGAAGACUGAGCAGAAGAAAGAAGAAGAAGAAGAGAUGUCUGAGGGAGAGGAGGGAAAGGAUGAUGGGACAGAAAGAGAGAGAGUGGAGGGGGAUGCUAAGACACCAAAGAUGUGCAUAAACACAGAGUGGGGAGGUCUGGGUGACGAUGGCGCUCUGGAAGACUUCAUCACACUUUAUGACAUCGAAGUCGACCGAAACUCACUGAACCCCGGAAAACAAAGGUUUGAAAAGCUGACCAGUGGGAUGCAUUUAGGAGAAGUUGUUCGACAGGUAUUAUUGGAUUUAACCAGAGGAGGCUUGCUGUUCAGAGGACAUGUCACAGAAGCUUUAAAAACACCCGGAAUAUUCCAGACCAAAUACCUGUCACAAAUAGAGAGUGACCGCCUGGCUCUACUGCAGGUCAGAUCUAUUCUCCAACAGCUGGGGCUCGACAGCACCUGUGAUGACAGCAUCAUCGUCAAAGAGGUGUGUGGAGCAGUGUCACAUCGUGCAGCGCAGCUGUGUGGGGCAGGAAUGGCGGCCGUGGUCGAUAAGAUCAGAGAGAACCGAGGAGUGGACCAUCUGAACAUCACUGUAGGGGUGGACGGGACACUCUACAAACAGCAUCCACAUUUCUCUGGAGUCCUCCAAGAGACUGCUAAAGUGUUGUCUCCUCGGUGUAAUGUCACCUUCCUGCCAUCGGAGGGCGGCAGCGGGAAGGGAGCCGCCCUCAUCACAGCCAGGCAGAAGAUGGAGCUGUAACUUCACAUGAGUAUAAGAAACAUUAAAGGUAUUUCUCUCAUAAUUUGGAAUACCAAUUGUCGUGUGAUGGUCUGUGAGAGCGGCAGACCGGCGUCAAGUGUUACUUCAGAUACAAAUGGAUUCACCAACAACUUCUUGUCAACCUGACAUCAAGGAGCCUCACCAGUUUAUCACUGCGUGAUCCCUCAGUCCUCCCACCCACGAACACAGUCAUCUGUGCUGCUCAUUAUUAUUAUUUAAGUUUCUUACGUUAUGUUUUUUUAUUUGUGUUGAUUACAUGACUUUUGUAUUCACUUAUAAUGCUUUUUGAGGUGAUUCCUUCUAUUACUCUGUAGAUUUAUUAAACAAAUUCAAAUUUCACCUGGACAACUUGCUGCUUUUUGUUGUUGUUGUUGUGUAACUGUUGUAAAUUGUGUGACCAGCUAAAUUGGGAGCACUGCUGCCAUCCAGGGAUUAACUUCUGGUUCUCAAUAAUAUUUUAAAAUGGAUUCAAAUGAAUGGAUUUUGGCAACAUGACAUCAAAAAACGUGUAUUUGUCUGUCGAAAAUCUCAUUGUAUUGUCGUCCUCUCUAUUGGUUUCAAAAUAAAUGUAUGACUGG